AUGAAGGCGCCAACCGCCAGGCGCACGUCGUCAGACACCUCCAACCACUUUGCCCCAUACCCUCCAACAUCGUCGGGGUCCACCUUUUCGCAACCGGCCCCGCCCACCAGUGGCGGCCGCUCAAAACCAUCCCCUUCCCAGGCAGCGUCCCCCCUACCAGAACAACCGCAGUACAAGGUUGCCCGUGCCAUUUCGUCAUGUACGCGCUGUCGCAGUCGCAAACAAAAAUGCGACGGCAAGUUGCCGGCCUGCUCGGCGUGUGAGAGGGCCAAGGUCGAGUGCAUUGGCUUUGACGCCAUCUCAAAGACCAACGUGUCGAGAAACUACCUGCAUUCUCUCGAGCAAGAAGUCGCCUCGCUGCGUGCACAGGUGACUGCACUCACGUCGACGGGCAGUGAUCCUAUCGGGCGGCAAAAGCGCGAGAUUGCUUCCAAUGCGUCCGUGGCCGUCGCAUCGUUUGUGGGUCGCGGUGGCGACCUGGCCAUCGAUCCGGCGCUCCAGGGCCCAGAAGGCGAACCUCCCAUGCGCUCACCGUGGGACUCGCCUGCCACCAGCAACAGGCGCAUGAGCGACUAUCCGUUCCCCCCCGGACCCCCGGUUCUCGAUAGCCCACAUUCGCCCGUCAUCUCAAGCAGCACCGGACGGUCCAACCCCAUUACCGCCACCGCGUCGGCGGCAACGUCUCUCACCCGCAUGGUCCAGGAUGCGGCCCUGCGUACCGGACACGCCCUGCCCAACACUUCACUGCUGGGCAACAACGGCACCCCGAGCGUCACUGGCUCUGUCCGCGCCGGCGAGUCGCCCAGUGACCGCGGCUCGGCAAUGGGCAAGGACUCGCCCGCACACAACGGUGGCGACCACUCGGAAGAGUACCACAACCACGCCUCCCCCGAAAACAUUCUCACACCGCGUUCAGCCCACGCUCCCAUCCCCAGCAGUGCCCGUGGUCCCCCCUCGGAGCGCUCCGUUGCUGGCUCGACCAAGGGCCGCUCUCGCCGUCGCUUCCAGGUCCCUCCCCUGCCUCCCCAGCCGGCCGUGGAGCGUCUUGUGGCUGCCUACGUCGACUUUGUGGGCGUGACUGCGCCCAUUAUCCACAUCCCGACUCUGGGCAAACAGAUCUCGCGCAUGCGUGAGGGCUCGGAUGUGGACGAGUCGGAUGUGUUUGUCGUCAUGAUGGUGCUCGCACUGAGUACAAUGGCCAGCUCGCGCUUUGUCGACCCCCCAGAUGAGCUGCGUACCUGCUCCGAGGCGUUCCACGCCGAGGCCCUCAAGCACCUCGAUGCAGUGUUCGAGGCCCAGUCAUAUAUUGGCCUCCAGGCCAUCCUGCUUUUGGUCUGGUACUCGCUCCUCAACCCAGACAAGGGCUCCAUCUGGUUCCUCGUUGGUCUCGCGUCGCGUACCUGUGUCGACCUGGGCUUCCACAACGAGCACAACUCGCAAGCCGAGUCGCUCGACAACCUCGAGAUUGACAUGCGCCGUCGUCUGUUCUGGAUCACGUACAAGAUGGACCGCCUCCUUGCGCAGUCGCUUGGCCGACCCCCCAGUAUUCCCGAUGGCUUCAUCCACGUGCCCAUGCCUGCGCUGCAGCACGACGUCGACAUCCAUGCCGGCCAGUCGGUCAACCUCGUCGGCGAACCUUGUGCAUACAAGGCCGUGUUUGUGCACACUGUCAAGCUCCGCGAGCUGCAGUCUGAGAUUCUCAGCAACACGUACGGUGUCAACGGCAUGCCCAAGCCCAAGCCCGAAUGGUUUGACGACAUGUUUGAGCGUCUCAAGAACUGGCUCGCGUCCUCGCCCGAACCCCGUGGCACCGUCUCGUCGGAAGGCUACGCGAUCUCGUUCCACAACUCGUGUCUCUUGCUCUUCCGCCCCUCGCGCGGCAACCCGAAGCCUAGCCGGCCGGCUCUUGCGACUGUCCUGGCCUCGUCAAGCUACAUUAUCCGCAUCUACCGCCGCAUGCAGCUCAACAACCGCAUCUCGUGGCUCUGGAUGACGUCUCAUUUCAGCUUUAUGGCAGGCCUCUCGUUCCUGUAUGCCUUUUUCAACCUGUACUCCCUGGGUGGCGGCGCAGGCGUGCCCACUUUGGACGAGGCCAUGAUGGACAUUGAGUCGUGUCUCGCUGUCCUCGAGUACUUGUCCCCUCGCGUCCCCUCGGCUUCCGCGUGCCACGACACGAUGCGCAAUGUCUCGCAGGCCAUCAUCGAGCAGCUCUCCAAGAUGAACCCCAAGGUCGCCAGCAAUGCUCCUGGCAGUGUCCCCGGCGCUGUCGGUGGCGCCCGCUUUGGGUCUCUCGGCACCCCCGUGUCGUCAUCUCGCGAUGACCCUUUGCCGUCGGACGCAUCCUUCCCGGCUCCACUCCCGCCCACAACCUUGCCAUACGAGCUCACCCUCCUGGACAACCUGUUCCUCAACCCAGUCUCCUCCCACGUCAAGCUGUCCGAGUACACCAACGGCGCCAAGACCAAACAGAACAAGGCCAACAUGCUCGGCAGCACCGAACACGCCGCACCAUUCUCCACGCCCAUCAACCCCGGUCAGGCAGGCAUCAACCCGGCCUCGGGCCUGCCACCAGCCGCGUUCCAGUCGUUUGGACCCUACGGUAUCGCGGCCCAAGUCUCCUCGUCGGCAGGCAACACGCCCAACCUCGCCGGCGUCGCAGGCGCCUGGCUCGGCACCGAGGCCGGCACCGCCGCGUCAACGGCCAUGGUCCCCGGCGGGCCCAGCGGCAACGGCAACGCCAUCAUGGCCGAGCUCCAGCUCAACGGCGUCAUCGGCGCCAACGGCGGCGCGGCCGGAACCCCCGCGGCCAACGGCCUUACCGGCGCAGACGGCACUGGUGCAGUGGACCCCACGGCCAACUUUGACAUCUUCUCCUUCCUCAUGGACGAGGAAGGCGGGCUCAGCAACAUCAACACUACGAGCUGGAACGCGUUGGAUGUGCCGGCCGAUUUCCCCCUGUGGAGCUAA
Apiotrichum porosum is the source of this 2967-nucleotide messenger RNA. It is a transcript of the gene PPR1, whose product is annotated as Fungal specific transcription factor. Gene Ontology annotation, biological process: positive regulation of transcription by RNA polymerase II; DNA-templated transcription. The record is from RefSeq and is a predicted model, not a curated record. NCBI's taxonomy places the organism in Eukaryota, Fungi, Basidiomycota, Tremellomycetes, Trichosporonales, Trichosporonaceae. Gene Ontology annotation, molecular function: sequence-specific DNA binding; zinc ion binding; DNA-binding transcription factor activity, RNA polymerase II-specific. The transcript has 2 exons. Bases 1 to 2967 code for a protein of 988 amino acids.